Messenger RNA from Osmerus eperlanus (European smelt), 3271 nucleotides. RefSeq names its product component of oligomeric golgi complex 1 (gene cog1). Bases 161 to 3157 code for a protein of 998 amino acids. The record is from RefSeq and is a predicted model, not a curated record. Gene Ontology annotation, biological process: intra-Golgi vesicle-mediated transport. Gene Ontology annotation, cellular component: Golgi apparatus; COG complex. Lineage: Eukaryota; Metazoa; Chordata; Actinopteri; Osmeriformes; Osmeridae. The transcript is spliced from 15 exons.
UAAACUUGGGAAUCGCAUGUGAUGCAGCAGGGGGCGCUGUUACUUUCUAAGUAAUCUCCCCCCGACGCCUUGUUUACGUGGAAGCAGGAAGAGGGCUUCGUUUCGUCUUCCGGGAUUGUAGUUUUCCAGUUGGCAUCUUGAAUUUGGUUGUGAAGCUGUGAUGGCAGUGGUUCCAGCGCAAACUCUCCGGGUUUCGGAGAUCAGAGACCCGGCGGUUCUGUUCGAGCGCUACAACACAGAGGAGAUCCGGGGAAUUGAGCGGAAAGUCCGGGGAGAAAUCGAACAGAAGAAGGAGGAACUCCGACAGAUGGUAGGCGAGCGCUACAGGGAUUUGAUCGACGCCGCUGACACCAUCGGCGAGAUGAGACAGUGCUCGGAAAGCGUCGUUCAGUCCAUACAAGACAUGCAUCGCUACUGCCAGAAGUUAAAACAAGUCAAAAGCAAUGUCCAGUCGAACAACAAACAGGAGAGCCAGAGGCAGUCUCAGGAGAAGUUCUACAUCAUGGCCUCUCAGAUAAAGCUGCUCCUGGAGAUCCCAGAGCGCAUAUGGAGCUCCAUGGAGGCGUCCCAGUACCUGCAGGCCACCCAGCUGUACCUGCUGUGCUGCCACCUGCACAGCCAGCUCCACCUGGGGGCCGGAGGGCCUUACUGCAGCCCCGUGCUGGCCCGCUUCCCCAUCCUGGUCAGGCAGGUGGCAGCCGCCGGGCACUUCAGAGCCACCAUUCUACUGGACAGUAAGUCUCUGCUGCGCGGCCGGGCCGUGUCGGACCAGGCUAUCGCCGAGGCGCUCGUGUCCACCAUGCUAUUGGAGGACAGCUCUCCUCGCCAGGCGCUGGCUGACUUCUUAUUGGCCAGAAAGGCUUCCAUCCAGCAGAUGCUCAACCAACCGCAGCACGGUUCUGGCGUGAAGGCUCAGGUGUGCAGCCUGGUGGAGCUGCUGGUGACCACCCUGUACCAGGCCUACGCUGUGUUCUACCUGCCCCCAGAGGGAUGCCCCCGGCCGGGGGAGGGAGGCCUGAGCUGUGGCCUGCUCUUCAGCACCCUGGAGAACACCACCUCCAGGAUACCUGCAGGGAAAGGGAGGCGGGUCUUGCAGGAGGAGGUCAGUACAGACGGCUGGUUCAAGUACCUGCCCUCCUCCAUCACCGAGUUCCAGCCCGCCCUGCGCACCCUGGCUCAGCCAAUCCAGAGAGAGCAGCUUCGAGACACUCUGCAACACUGGAUCGACAUGUGCAAGGAGGACAUCUGCAGCGGGGUGAGCAGCCUGCUGGUGUACGUGAAGAGCCUGAAGGGUCUGGCCGCCAUCAGGGACGCCGUGUGGGACCUGCUCUCCAGCGACUCCAUCAGCCAGCACUGGAGCGGCGUCUGCCUGCGCCUGCUGGAGCGCCCCCUGGCGGUGUGGGAGGACUUCCUGCAGCAGCUGUUUCUGCAGCGUCUGCAGGCCAUCACCCAGGAGGGCACCACGUCCAUCUCCACCAGCUCCACGCAGCUCCUCUCCUCCGCCUUACGAGAGCUCAGCGACCACCCCUCCGCCCUCGGCCCCAGCCCCAGCCUCAGCCCCCCUCCGGGCCCGGGCCGGGGGGCCCGCUACGAGGCGGACGUGGCCUCCUUCCUGUGGUCGGAGGCCCCAGGGGACCUGCUGAGCGACGCGGCCUGGGUGAGCGUGGCCCAGCGCGGGCCGCAGCACCGGAGCGGCCUGGCCAUGAAGACCCAGGCCCUGACGCCCUCCGUGCAGAGCUUCUGCUCCUCGCUGGACGGGAAGCUGAGGGCUCGACUGGACGACCUGCAGCACUACCUGCCCUCCAGCCACGCCGCAGGUACCCCUGAUCCUGCCCCGGCCUCCUCCACAGCCUCUGGCUCUGGGCCCGGCCCUGGCAACGGCUCCUCGUUCGACCGCUUCACGGACGCCGAAGCCGUCCAGGAGACGCUGCGCGAGCGCUGCGCGGCCUGCGUCCGCGACAUCCUCUCCUUCGUACGCGCCCACCUGGCCGCCAGCCCCGCCCCCGGCGCCGGCCCCGCCCACCUCAGCCAGGUGCUCUUCCUGGCCAGGCUGUGCCAGUCCGUGGGCGAGCUCUGCCCCAACCUCAGGCAGUGCAUUCUGGGACAGCAAGGCGGGGGAGCCGGGGGGGACGGCGUGGUCGUGGGAACGCCCCGGCAGGGCAGGAAACUGGGGAGGGCCAAGGCAGCCGAGGUUAGCCCCGCCCAGGCCAAGUGGGCGUGUCUGAAGGAGGAGCUUGUUGGCUGCAGCAUGGAGGCGUAUAGGAUAUGGAGCUCCGCCUUCUCCAAGGAGCUUGUGGGUAAGUUUGCAACAGCUCUUCAUGCUGAGUCGGCAGGUGCCAUCCUAGCAACAGCCACCAACUGGGAGGAGCAAGAGAUUCAGGAAGAGGCGGAGUCAGGGAGCAACGUCAUGUCCAAAAUCAGACUUCCUGUCCAGCCGUCCUGGUCCGUCCAGUCCCUGCUCUUCCGCCUGUGUCUGGAGGUGAACCGCGUGGGGGGCCACGCCCUGCCCCGGCCCACCCUGCAGGAGCUGCUGAGGGCCUGUCUGGACCAGGUGCUCGGCCAGUACGAGGCCUUCGCGUGCCACGCCCAGGACAAGGAUAGACCCUUCCCUAUGACCCAGAACAGGGCCCUCCAGCUGCUGUUUGACCUGCGCUAUCUCAACACCACCCUGGGGACCAGACUGGAGGAGGGGAAGAGCACCCGCUCUCACCAAGACCCCAGGCUCCAGCAGGUGUGUGACUCGCUGGAGAGCUACAUCGACCCCUUCGACCUGGACGUGUUCACGCCACCUCUCAACAGCAACCUCAACCGCCUCUCGCAGAGAACCUCGGUGCUGCUGGGCCUGUUGUCGGGGACGGAGAAGCAGUUUGUCUCCCGGGGAAACAGCGUCAACACCCAGGAGCCGCCCAACAUCCUGCCAUUGGCCAGCAGCCAGAUCAGGUUCGGCCUGCUGCCCCUGAGCAUGUCCAGCUCCCGUAGGACCAAGGCCCCGGUACGGGGCGCGGACGCCACCCGCUCGCUGGUCCCGCCUACCUCCGCACCGGCCAAUGACACCUUCCGCCCUGGGAACCUGUUCAGGCAGCUGGCCAAUCAGGAGGAAGAACCAGCCGCUCCCUCACUGUUCAAACUCGGUUGGCUGUCCAGCAUGGCCAAAUAAGGAGUUCCUCUGUUAGCUUUUAAUGUUUAACAUUGUACAGAGACUUUGUAAAAAAAGUUACAUAAUAAUAUAUGUCAAAUACACAUUUGAUUCACGAAUACAAAUGGUUGGUGU